Messenger RNA from Lotus japonicus, 1780 nucleotides. RefSeq names its product geraniol 8-hydroxylase-like. NCBI's taxonomy places the organism in Eukaryota, Viridiplantae, Streptophyta, Magnoliopsida, Fabales, Fabaceae. The transcript is spliced from 3 exons. Gene Ontology annotation, molecular function: oxidoreductase activity, acting on paired donors, with incorporation or reduction of molecular oxygen; heme binding; monooxygenase activity. Bases 107 to 1612 code for a protein of 501 amino acids. The record is from RefSeq and is a predicted model, not a curated record.
CUUUCACUAUUUAUUCAUCACUUCUCUGCUAGAAAAAAGAACAGGAAAAUUCAUCUGUUCUUCUUCUUCUUUAGUCUUCUACAACGCAUUAAGGUGGAUCGGAAACAUGGAGUUCCUAAGUUGUAUGCUCCUCCUUGUGUUGACAUUCACCCUUACACAAGCUUUGUAUUCAAGAGUAUUCAGAAGCAGCACAAAACCAAAGUACAAGCUUCCACCAGGACCUGACCCUCUCCCCAUCAUUGGAAACCUCCUUGCACUUGGCAAAAAGCCUCACCAAUCCUUAGCCGACUUGGCCAAGGUUCACGGCCCCAUCAUGACCCUAAAGCUUGGUCAAGUAACCACCAUAGUUGUCUCUUCACCUGACCUUGCCAAAGAGGUGCUCCUCACCCACGAUCACUCCUUGUCUGAGUAUCGAGCCACUCCUGAAGCAGUUAAAGCUCAUGAUCACCACAAAUACGGCAUGGCCUUCAUGCCCGUUUCGUCUCGCUGGCGAGAGCUGAGGAAAAUAUGCAACAGCGAGUUGUUCUCACCCAAGAGUCUUGACACGAGCCAAGACCUCAGACGUGAGAAGCUGCAAGAACUCCUCCAUGAUAUCCACCGUUGCAGCCUUAAAGGUGAAGCAGUGGGUAUCGGGAAAGUGGCUUUCAAGAGUGUUAUAAAUAUGUUGUCAAACACUAUUUUCUCUUUGGAUUUGGCUCGCUCUGCAGUUUCAGCUGGAGAUUUUAAGGAGCUGGUGAUGAGUAUCUUGGAGGAUUCUGGGAAGCCGAACUUGGCUGAUUUCUUCCCUGUGCUGAAGAGUGUUGAUCCGCAGGGCUUGAAGAGUCGAAUAUCUCAUUCUACUGGGAAGAUCAUUGAUAUCUUUCAUUGUUUGGUUAAUCAACGCAUGAAGAUUCGGGAAGUCCAAGGCUUUGACACGAACAAGGACAUGCUAAGUACCUUGCUGAACAUUGCUCAAGGGAACAACCAAAUGAAAGGAACCCAAAUUGAACAUUUAUCUCUGACUAUAUUUAUCGGUGGAACGGAAACAAUUACAUCUAUGAUAGAAUGGGCACUCGCAGAACUACUCCAAAAUGAAAAGGCAAUGUCAAAAGCAAAACAAGAGAUGGAGCAAAUAAUUGGCAAAGGUAAACCCAUUGAGGAAUCAGAUAUUGCUAGGCUUCCUUAUUUGCAAGCGGUGAUAAAGGAAACCUUCCGUUUGCACCCUCCAGUCCCAUUUUUAAUCCCUCGGAAGGCCAAUGCAAACGUGAAAAUUUGUGGCUACACAAUCCCCAAAGAUGCACGUGUUCUAGUCAAUGUGUGGGCUAUUGGAAGAAACUCAAGCUUUUGGGAAAAUGCAAAUUUGUUUUCACCAGAAAGGUUCUUAGACUCUGAAAUUGAUAUCAAAGGUCACCAUUAUGAGCUUACACCAUUUGGUGCUGGGCGACGAAUUUGUCCUGGAGUACCAUUAGCUAUGAGGACAUUGUAUUUGAUGUUGGGUUCACUAGUUAAUUGUUUUGACUGGAAACUUGAAGAUGGAAUGUCAAUAGAUGAUAUGGACAUGGAAGACAAAUUUGGGAUAACUUUAGUAAAGGCUCAACCAGUGAGAGUCAUUCCACUGAAAAUAAGCAAUUAAGAAAGUCCAAAAAGUUUCACGUUGUGGAUUGAAAUAGUGAUUGGAGUAUAUUGAUCAUUUCCUCCGGUACUCAAUGUUUGUGAUGAGUCUUUUAUUUAUUUGAAAGGUUUCUGUGUAAAUAUAUAUUAUGCACAUGAUGAAUAUAUUUACAUAUGUGAAAGACUUAAA